AUGAAGCUCCUCUCCACCCUACUCGCAUCCACCUCCCUCGCCUCCGCCAUCAACAUCCCCAGCUUCCGCGAUCUAGUCAACACAGUCGAAGGACAACAUCCUUUCUCCAGUGCUGAACAAUACCUCAUCGAACUUUCCCCAUCCGAAACACGCUGGGUGACGGAGGACGAGAAAUGGGCCCUCCGACGCGAAGGCGUGAGAUUCUUCGACAUCACCGACCACCGCGCAUCUCCGUCUGAGGCUGUGAGGGCGACCCGUAAGCAAACCGUCACGUAUCCGAAGAAGCCGGCCCAGAAUGAGACGGUAUCGGAGCUGUUGAAAGAGCUCAAGAAAGAGAAUAUGAGGGAGCAUUUGGAGACCUUUACUUCUUUCCAUACGAGAUAUUACAAGUCGGAUUAUGGGAGGCAAUCGUCGGAGUGGUUGUUGAGACAGGUCAAUGAUACUCUUGCUGAGGCUGGUGUUGGUUUCGUGAAGCCUUUCAAGCACCCAUGGGGUAUGUGAUCGAUUAUCAUCAUGGACUUUGCGAAAUUGCAAGCUGCAGCUGUCUCCGGGCAUAAGCGAGAGACGAGCAAGUGAAGCGCCGCCUAACUUGGCUAACACGUUGACAGGUCAGAACUCCAUCAUCGCCACGUUGCCAGGAAAGUCGGAGAAGACUGUCGUUAUUGGUGCCCAUCAGGACAGCAUCAACCUGUUCCUGCCAUCGAUCCUUUCUGCCCCCGGUGCAGACGACGACGGCUCCGGCACAGUCACUAUUUUAGAAGCGCUUAGGGUGAUAUUGCAAGACAAGGACAUUGCUGAAGGCAAGGCCCAGAAUACUCUCGAGUUCCACUGGUACUCGGCCGAGGAGGGCGGUCUGCUGGGCUCGCAAGCCAUCUUCAACGCGUACGAGAAGGAGGGUCGGGAUGUCAAGGCAAUGCUGCAGCAAGACAUGACGGGAUACACGCACGGUACCUUGGAGGCAGGCGAGCAAGGUGAGAGGACCUGCCUCUGUGUCGUAUGUGCGUUGAGCUAAUCUCGUCCGCAGAGAGCGUUGGCGUCAUUACCGACUACGUCGACGCCGGCCUCACCGAGUUCAUCAAGGAGGUGGUGACGACGUACUGCACGAUCCCGUUCAUCGAGACCAAGUGCGGCUACGCCUGCUCAGACCACGCAUCCGCCAGCAAAGCUGGGUAUCCAUCGGCCUUUGUCAUUGAGUCGGACUUCAAGUAUUCGGAUAAGAAGAUCCACACGACCGAGGACAAAUUGGAGUAUCUUGACUUCAGCCACAUGCUUCAACACGCGAGGCUGACGCUGGGCCUCGCCUACGAGCUGGCAUUCGCGAAGUUCGACUAG
Molecule: messenger RNA, 1332 nt
Organism: Lecanosticta acicola
Lineage: Eukaryota; Fungi; Ascomycota; Dothideomycetes; Mycosphaerellales; Mycosphaerellaceae
Source: the annotation of a GenBank genome assembly